CAGAAGCAACAGCGGCAACGUGUCAGAGGAAAGCAAAGCCUGUUCAGCUGAUCAGAUAUUCUAGGAAGAUACAAAGAGGAAGCAAAGACGGGAGAAUGGUGGAAUCCUGGGAUUUUUGGGUCACUGUGUUUUUGGGUCUCUUGAUUGUGCAGUAUCUGAAACAGCUCUGGUCCAGCCGAAACUAUCCUCCGGGUCCUUUUCAGCUUCCCCUCAUUGGAGGGAUAUUGAGGAUUGGAACUGGAAUAUCUCUCAAUGUUCUCAUUAAGCUGGCUGAGGAAUAUGGAAAAAUUUACACACUGUGGUUAGGACACCGACCAUUAGUAGUAGUGUCUGGAUUUGAAGCAGUGAAAGAAGUGUUGGUUGACCAUUCGGAUGACUUCGCUGGCCGACCGGUGGCUGCUUUCAUUAAAAUUGCCUUGGGAAAAUCUGCUGCUGCAGGUAUUCUAUUUUCAAGUGGCGACACCUGGAAGCAACACAGACGCUUUGGUUUAGUGACACUGCGGAAGAUGGGAAUGGGGAGGAAAUUAAUGGAGACCCAAAUAGAAAUGGAGGCCAAGUAUCUAGUGGAGUCUUUUGCCUGUACAAAAGGGCAGCCUUUUGAUCCUAUACUACCAAUCACGAAUGCAGUCUCCAAUGUGAUAUGUGCUCUGGCUUUUGGAUAUCGGUUUUCUGCUGAGGAUGAAGUGUUUAAGCAAAAGUUGGAAUCAGUGGAUUAUGUAACCAAGUAUGCAACAAGUGUAUCUGCUGUUCUCUAUGAAACAUUUCCUUGGCUGAUGCAACGUCUUCCAGGUUCUCAUCAAAAACUGUUUGAUAUUUUCAAGAAGGAGAAUUCCUUUGCAAUGGGGGAGAUAGAGAAACACAGGGAACAACAGAACAAAUAUGAACCACAGGAUAUCAUUGAUUUUUAUCUACUUCAGAUGGAGAAAAGCAAGAAUGAUCCCACCUCUACCUAUAGUGAUGAUAACUUGGCUAACUUUCUUAAUGAGUUAUUCAUUGCGGGGACAGAGACCAGUGCCACCAGUCUGCAAUGGGCACUCCUCUUAAUGGUGAGCUAUCCAGAUAUCCAAGAUAAGGUCUACAAGGAGAUAGAAGAGGUUUUGGGUUCUUCUGAAUCAUUCUCAUAUCAAGACCAUAAGAAACUGCCCUAUACAAAUGCUGUGAUUCACGAGAUCCUACGUGCCAGAUAUAUAUUAUUUUUGGGGCUUCCUAGAGAAUGUGUGAAGGAUGUGACAAUACGUGGAUUUCAUAUUCCAAAGGUAGGAGGCACUUACAACUCAGAGACAUGA
Anolis sagrei ordinatus is the source of this 1286-nucleotide messenger RNA. The record is from RefSeq and is a predicted model, not a curated record. NCBI's taxonomy places the organism in Eukaryota, Metazoa, Chordata, Lepidosauria, Squamata, Anolidae.